This is a messenger RNA of Hemibagrus wyckioides, 7092 nucleotides long. RefSeq names its product hyperpolarization activated cyclic nucleotide-gated potassium channel 4l (gene hcn4l). The record is from RefSeq and is a predicted model, not a curated record. Lineage: Eukaryota; Metazoa; Chordata; Actinopteri; Siluriformes; Bagridae. The transcript has 8 exons. Gene Ontology annotation, cellular component: membrane. Bases 631 to 4146 code for a protein of 1171 amino acids. Gene Ontology annotation, molecular function: voltage-gated potassium channel activity. Gene Ontology annotation, biological process: potassium ion transport; transmembrane transport.
UAACGAAUGGUAUGUGGCGUGUUUUCUUGUAUGUUCCCACCAUGUGCAGUAUGCCAUAAUCCCAGUCGAACAUCAGCAAAUGAAUAGCCUACACGAGUCUGUGGCUUUUUUGUAACACCCCUCCUCCCCUGUUUGGUUUAGAUGGUUCGAGCUUAUUUGCUGUGGCAACGUGACAGAUUAUUGUCCUCGUGUACGUUAACGCAACAAGAAGAAACACUAUUUGGAUUCGCGAUGGCGUUUGAUGGCAUGUGCGUUAGCGUUUUUGAGCUUCAAACCUGCCCUUUACGGAACACUUGGGAACACGCGGCGCUUUGUCAUUGAAACGCUCGUCAGAUUGUUUCCUCCGUCGCUCCGAUACGUCAGUGCUCCAGCAUCCUGACAUCUCUCUGGGAGCGCGUUCAUUCUGCUCUCAUAUCCCCGCUACCUGGGAAUGUUACGUGAGGAUACAGCUGCAGCGGGAUGCACUUGCAGUGAUUUGGGCUCUAAUACCUGUCACCAGCCGUCUGCGUCGCACAAAAACGUGUCUGUCGUCGGAAACUUAAGGGCUAUGCACGCGUUUGCCCUUAUCUAACUCUGACCGCGAAUCGUUCUGUCGCUCGUGCCCACCGUCGCUUCGUGCGCUAAACCAAAAUGGACAGGUUGCAAUCUUCCAUGCGCAAGCGUCUUUACAGCUUGCCCCAUCAAAUUGGACAUAAAUCGGACGAGGGCGACGCGGACGCGCGGAGGAAGAGCGUACGCAUGAAGUCGCUGGCGCCUUCAGUCUCUCCCGAGGCCGCGAGCGGCGAACCAGACGCGCUCGGUGCGCUCAGAGGCAACGCGAACGGCGACUGCCGGAGGUUUAAAGGGAGUCUGUCGUCCGUCACCAGCCGCCAUGGAGCGGACGCCGAAGCGCACGAGCAGAAGCGUCUCAUCGCCGAAGAGGAAGACGACGACGGCGGUGGCGGAGACGGAAGUCCAGAGGAAGAUGGAGCGGCGGAGGAGGGCGCGCGCGGCGCUGCUGGUGGUGGCGCGGAGAGCCAGCGCGCGGCCUCUGAUGAGCACGCGACUUUCAUCAAGUUGGAGGGCGUCGAGCAGAUGGCGCCCGACGACGAGCGCCUCUACCAGUCGGGCUUCGUGCACCGGCAGCUGAAUGCCAUGCUGCAGCCCGGAGUCAACAAGUUCUCUCUCCGCAUGUUCGGUAGUGAGAAGGCGGUGGAGCACGAGCAGGAGCGAGUCAAAUCGGCCGGGUCGUGGAUCAUUCACCCGUACAGCGACUUCAGGUUCUACUGGGACCUGAUCAUGCUGCUUCUGAUGGUUGGAAAUCUGAUCAUCAUCCCCGUGGGCAUCACAUUCUUCAAAGACGAACAUACACCAGCCUGGAUUGUUUUCAACGUGGUCUCUGAUACCUUCUUUUUAGUGGACCUAGUCCUGAACUUCCGGACUGGUAUCGUGAAGGAGGACAGCACGGAGAUCAUCCUGGACCCACAGCAGAUAAAGGUGAGGUACCUGCGCAGCUGGUUUGCCGUGGACUUCAUCUCCUCCAUCCCUGUGGAUUACAUCUUCCUCAUCGUUGAGACACGUAUUGACUCAGACUUCUACAAGACAGCCAGAGCUUUGAGGAUUGUUCGCUUUACUAAGAUUCUGAGUUUGCUCAGGUUGCUACGACUGUCCCGGCUCAUCAGAUACAUUCAUCAGUGGGAGGAGAUUUUCCACAUGACCUAUGACCUGGCUAGUGCUAUGGUGCGUAUAGUGAAUCUGAUUGGUAUGAUGCUGUUGUUGUGCCACUGGGACGGCUGUCUGCAGUUCCUUGUGCCCAUGCUUCAGGACUUUCCUGCCGACUGCUGGGUCUCCAAAAACAAAAUGGUGAAUGAUACUUGGGGUCAGCAGUACUCCUACGCCCUGUUUAAGGCUAUGAGCCACAUGCUGUGUAUUGGGUAUGGCAUGUACCCACCCGUAGGCAUGACAGACGUGUGGCUGACCAUCCUCAGCAUGAUUGUGGGUGCCACCUGCUAUGCCAUGUUUGUAGGUCAUGCCACUGCCCUUAUUCAAUCACUAGACUCGUCUCGACGGCAAUACCAGGAGAAGUAUAAACAAGUGGAGCAGUACAUGUCCUUCCACAAGCUUCCUGCUGACAUGCGCCAAAGGAUCCAUGACUACUAUGAGCACCGUUAUCAGGGGAAGAUGUUUGAUGAAGAGAGCAUUCUUGGAGAGCUAAAUGAGCCACUCCGAGAGGAGAUCAUCAGUUUCAACUGUCGAAAGCUAGUGGCCACUAUGCCCUUGUUUGCUAAUGCGGAUCCCAACUUUGUCACCUCCAUGCUUACCAAACUACGCUUCGAAGUCUUCCAGCCAGGAGACUACAUCAUUCGGGAAGGCACUAUAGGAAAGAAAAUGUAUUUCAUCCAACAUGGAGUCCUAACAGUUCUGACCAAGGGCAGUAAAGAGACAAAGAUUUCAGAUGGGUCUUACUUCGGAGAGAUUUGUUUGCUGACUCGAGGCAGAAGAACAGCUAGUGUGAGAGCAGAGACAUACUGCCGUCUGUACUCUCUAUCUGUGGACAACUUUAACGAAGUGUUGGAAGAGUAUCCAAUGAUGCGUCGGGCUUUUGAAACUGUAGCCCUUGAUCGUCUAGACCGCAUUGGAAAGAGAAAUUCUGUUCUUCAGCAUAAAGUGCAGCGAGAUCUCAACUCAGGUGUGCUGAACUUUCAGGAGAAUGAAAUCAUCCAGCAGAUUGUACAGCACGAUAGGGACAUGGCUCACUGUGCCCACCUAAUUCAGACACCCUCACCGGGUCCUCACACAACCCCAGCUCCUUCUACUCACACUCCAGUUAUCUGGGCUCCCCUUAUCCAGGCUCCACUCCAAGCUGCUGCAGCCACUACCUCAGUGGCCAUUGCCCUUACCCGCCACCCACAUCUGCCACAUACACUUUUCCGGCCUCCAGUACCCAUGUUGAGUUCACUGAAAGAUCCACCAGGCCAUUUUAAAAGGUUUCCUGUGGUUUCUGGUGUUACGGCAUUGGGUAGCUCAUCUUCUGGAGGGAGUUCUCAGCUUGGCUCUGGUGUGGAGACCCCUAUUUUGGAUUCACUGAGAGCCAAGAGUUCUGCGACAUCUUCCUCACCUCCUUUGCCUUCAGCCUCCAGUUCUUUGCCGUCUUCCACAACAACCACCAUCACCACCAUCACAUCCAGCAUCAGCGAGGCCUCCACUUUCUCCCAGAGACCCCUCAGCACCUGUGGAUCUGGAUUCUCCAGUGUUGCACAGCUCCAUCCCAAACCUAAGUUUCCACAUGCUUCCUUCUCCAGCAUUACUACUCCACUGCCUGGCUUCUUCCAACAAGGGGCAGUAGGUAGAGACCUGGCUCAGUUUGCCAUUCCUUCUGCCUCUACCCUCACUCCUUUGAUAGCCCACUCCAUUAGCCCAAUACUGACACAACUGCAAUCCACUCAGCCCAAGCCUCCUCAAGUUAAGUGCAGUCAGGAAGUGAGCAAACCAGUUAGGACAACCACCCCAUCACCUUCUACUGGAUCCCCACUUUUCUCUGCAAAUGUCUUAGAGCCAUCUGUCCCAAAUCCACAGACUCAGGAUGCGCAAAUCAGAGAUCAUCCCCUACAGCUAUCACAUGAACCAUCUGCUCUUUCUUCACUCACUCAUUAUGGCUCUGGAAAUGCUUCCCCUUGUAGCACCCCACCAGCCUGGAGCCCUACUUUCCAGAGUCCUAUGGUGCAGAGAAAGCGGACACCCAUUAAUAGCAAUCCCUCGAGUACCUCAGGAUCCCAAAGCUCUCUUCUCUCCCCUCAGACCCUUUGUCCUCUGCCUUCCCAGUCACAAGAGAAGGUGGGGUCUCUAGUUGAUCUCCCUUCUCAAGACGUCAGCACUAUUUCCAUAUCGCUUCCUUCCCCACGACCCUUUGACAGGCCAAAACUAGUAAGACAAGGCCCACAUGUCCCAGAUCAGUCACAUCUGGUGACAGUGCCUGGGUUUAGCCAUACUUCUUUCCCAACCCCUGUUACCAAACCCUAUAGUUCAAUACCUGGCCAUGUGACCCUAUCAAGACAGACUUCCAAAGUGUCCCAAGCCCAGACUGGGUCUCCUAGCGGUCCUGGGUCUCGAGACAGUUCCAUUCCAGGGACACCAAGCUUACAGCCCAAACUCCCAUCAAACUUAUGAGAAUGGAUUGUGUCCUUGCCUAUUGUACAAACCAUGUUUUUAAUAAUGAACAAUAUCUAUCAAAGAACAUAACUUUUAUGGCUAAGAAGAUGUUUGUCUACCUGUAUUUAUAACAGCGCAAUGACUACUUCUUAACUCAUAAUGCCAAAUGAAGGAAUAGAUAGGUGUCCGAUGAUUGAAUGAGUGUAUGUACGUGUGGGUUUGUGAAUGGGUGGUGAAUAAGUGUACUAUUUGACUUUGUCUUCCAAGUUCCUUUAGCAAUUUUGCAAUACUAACGAUGGUGAUAUUAUGUAGGGAUAUGCAACAAAUAGCAGUUUCCAAAAAAAAAAAAAAACCAUUAAAACAAAACAGUAAUAACAGGGUUAUGGGUGAUCCUUGGGAUGCUGGAAAAGAGAUGCAAAUAUAAUUCUUGCUAUAUAUCAUGUCAUUGUGAUGAAAGAACAGUCACUAAAGAUCUCACUUAUCAGGCACACAGACAUAAUCAUGUUCAUUAUCAGACCGUUUCACUAGACCCCCCCCCAUCUACACUUCCUUGUUAACCAAGGCACACUGCUCAGUAUCUAUGGCCUUUCCUUUUUAAACAGCACUGCCUUAGAGCCUGAACGACCAGGGAACGAUCCCCUCACUUCCACUGCAAAAGAGAUAAGAUAAAGAAUGUAUUGCAAUCAUUUUAUAUGUGCUUUGUAUGUGUACUUGUGCAGUACUUAAGCAAUAAAACUGUAUGCUUGAUUUUGUACCUGCACAGAGAUUUGUACAUUGCAGCUUUCUUCCUAACCAAGAAAAUAUAUAGGCUCAUAAAGAUGAUUGAUUAUUGAUAUAAUAUUCAUAUGAUAUUGUGAUAUAAGCCCAUUUAAUGCCAAAGCUUGUGUUUCCAGAACUGCAACUGUAAAUUUGCAUUGUGAUUGUUUUAAUCUCCUGGAAAAUACCACAUAUUCCACACUGUGAUGGACUGGCAGAUCCUGGUGUAUUCCCGCCUUGGGCCCAGCAUUUCCCGGGAUAGGAUUUGGAUCCAUAGCAACCCUGACCAGGAUAAAGGCACUGACUGAAGAUGAAUGAGUGAUGAAUGAGCAUAUUCCUCAUUUUGCAUGGCAUUAUUUCAGUAACAUUAAUAUUUCAUAUCUAUUUGUAAAAAAAUUGAACUUUGUCCCAACCGGAAAUUUGACAAAACCGUACAGUAAUAAAGGCUUUUUGUUGCCAUACUCAUACCAGUUGGCAUAGAACUGUCAAGUGUCCUUCCUUUUGAGCAUUGGUUGUUCUGCUGGAUUAUUGCAGAAGUGUUGUAAUGCUGAAUGUACUGCACAUGAUCUGAAACCUGCAGGACUUGAAAUACUCAAACUGGGGUCUUAAAUUCAGUCGGUAAAAUUACUGCCCAGUAAGAUCCAUUUCUUUAUCCUGAAUUGUCUAUACCUUGAGUUGUUUGUAUGUAUGUUUGUUUGCAUUACUGAGAAAUUGAUAGCUGAUAAAUUUCAAAAGAAAAUGCCUUCACUUUGCAUUUGUUAAGCAUGUUCCCCAUUAUAGUAUUCAUGAUAUUAUGACACAUUCUACACUACCUCAAGUCUCAACAUUUUCAUCUAUAUAUCUACAUCAGCAAAAUAAAUAUGGCAGCGACACACAAGUCCUAGAUAUUUAUAUAACUAAUCCAGCAUCAAUUACCCUAUUUAUCAGUACUGUGGAGUAAUAUUAAGUACUCUGUGUAGGUUAUUAUGUUAUGUGACUAAUUGUGUGUGGGAGUCUAUGUAUGUGUGCAUGUCAGUUUAUGCACAGAAUAUGCAUUUAUUAUUUUUAUGGCAAAUGUAUAAUUGCAUUAACAGCUUGCAUUAUUGUUUGAUUGUGUUCAAAUUUAUUUAGACGUUUAAGUGUUUUCUAUUUUCUAGAAUGGCUAUCGAGAAGGUGAAGUGAAAAAGGUCAUUUACAUUAAAUUUCAUUUCUGAAUGGUCGUGUAAAUACCUUGAUAAUAAAAAAUACCCCAAGGGUGAGAUUUUUGCAUACAGUUGAUCAGAAAUACAGAUGAAUUGCUUUAUUAUACACAAAUAUAUCACACUGAUAACCUUGAACAUAGUUUAACCUUACUUACUCAUAAUUAAAAAGUUUUUUUGUGCCAUGCCCAUUUCAUUUUUAAAUCCCUCUCUGUCACACUUUUUUUCAUCCUUUUGCAUCAUUGCACGCAGAGAGAAAAUAUGAAGGUCACAUCAUUAAGAAGCAAUUUUCUCUUUCAGGUUUUAAGGCUUUAUUGAGGCUUUGGAGCUGGUUCUAGAGCAUCAGCCUUCUGACGUUGCUUCACUAGGGGAUAGAGAUAGCAUUGUCCACUUUAUAUACACCGCCAACACAGUGCUGGAUCAAUCUUUACCACCCACUCCAACGCCUCUCCUGAGCUAACUGACUGAUAGCCUACACUCCAUAUACUUCACUGAAGAGUGAGAUACACGCUGCAGUAUUGUCUGAAACAUGGGUAUCCAUCCAUCCCUUGUCCAUACCUGCUUUAUUCCUAAUUAAGGUCACGGGGGUCUGCUGGAGCCUAUCCCAGCACACAUUGGGCGAAAGGCAGGGGUACACCCUGGACAGGUCACCAGCCCAUCACAGGGCCACACAUAUAGACAGAGAACCACACACACUCACACUCACUCCUAUGGGCAAUUUAGAAUUACCAAUCAACCUGAUGUACAUGGGUAUACAUCAUAAUACAAUGACAUAUUAUUGCUAAUGUGACACUAAGUAAAAUAUUUUUAAAUGGAGGAAAUUUGUGUUUUGUUUUUUUGGCUUCCUUUUUAUAUUAGAGAGAGUUUACUAACACCAGCUUCCUUCCUGGGGGGACAGCAGUACAGUGCAAGCAAAUCUAAGCCUUACUCCAUUUGCAUACAGAUUGCCCAGCUGAUCCCUGUCAUCCUGACACUGCAGUUUGUGAAACAAGCACACCUUUUCCCUGCUAAUUAUGGCAAUGAUAAAGCA